This is a messenger RNA of Anthonomus grandis grandis, 3143 nucleotides long. RefSeq names its product DNA topoisomerase 3-alpha. NCBI's taxonomy places the organism in Eukaryota, Metazoa, Arthropoda, Insecta, Coleoptera, Curculionidae. The transcript is spliced from 3 exons. Bases 72 to 3050 code for a protein of 992 amino acids. Gene Ontology annotation, cellular component: nucleus; chromosome. The record is from RefSeq and is a predicted model, not a curated record. Gene Ontology annotation, biological process: DNA topological change. Gene Ontology annotation, molecular function: DNA topoisomerase type I (single strand cut, ATP-independent) activity; zinc ion binding; DNA binding.
CCUCACUUUAGGCCGUCACAUUAUUGUUUAUAUUUACAAAACAACAAUAAUGUUUAUUAAAUUAAUACCCGAUGACCGUUUUAGCUAAAUGCCGGGCCUUCGCGUUAAAGUUCACCCCAAGGGCCCUCUGCCACGACGCUAAAGUGAUGAAAUAUUUAAAUGUGGCGGAAAAGAACGAUGCGGCCAAGAAUAUCGCGGCCCAUUUGUCCCGGGGGCACUCCAACCGUCGUGAGGGCUUAUCCAAAUUCAAUAAAGUCUACGAGUUUGAGGCCCAAGUGUUCGGCCAGAACUGCAAAAUGGCCAUGACCUCCGUCUCCGGUCACCUGUUAAACUACGAGUUCGUCUCGGGCUUUCGUAACUGGCAAAGUUGCAAUCCCCUCGCCUUAUUUGAUGCCCCGGUGCUAAAAGCUUGCCCCAAAGACUAUGUGAAUAUCAAAAAGACUUUGGAAAGGGAAAUACGGAGCUGCCAAGGCCUGAUUAUAUGGACAGAUUGCGAUAGAGAAGGCGAGAAUAUAGGUUUCGAGGUUAUUAAGGUCUGUACCGAUAUAAAACCUGACCUAAGGGUCUAUAGGGCGAAAUUCUCGGAGAUUACUGCGGCCUCAGUGUUCAGGGCUUUAAGCACACUGGGGCAGCCCAACAAGAAUGUUUCCGAUGCAGUGGAUGUGAGGCAGGAGUUAGAUUUGAGGACGGGAGCAGCCUUUACGAGGCUACAAACUUUGAGGCUGCAGCAAGUGUUUCCCCAAAAGUUGGCCGAGAAGUUGAUCAGUUACGGAUCGUGUCAGUUUCCUACUUUGGGGUUUGUGGUUGAACGGUACAAGGCCAUUGAAGAUUUCAUCCCUGAACCCUUCUGGAAAAUCAAAAUGUCCCAUACAGUCAAAGAACUAACCACAGAAUUUCUCUGGAAAAGAGAAAGACUAUUCGAUAAAACCUGUUGCGAGGCAAUCCUAGCCCAUUGCAAAGAAACCCCUCUAGCAACCGUGGAAAGUGUCGAAUCCAAGCCCAAGAGCAAAUGGCGACCUUUACCACUGGACACCGUCGAAAUGGAAAAAAUAAUUUCCAAAAAACUCCACAUAAACGCCAAAGAAACGAUGAAAAUCGCGGAAAAACUCUACACCCAAGGUUUCAUUAGUUACCCACGUACAGAAACCAACAUAUUCCCCCCGGAGUUGAACUUAGCCCAGCUGGUUGAGCAGCAACAGAAUGACAAUCAGUGGGGCCCAUUUGCCAGGAGGGUGAUGGCCGAAGGGGGGCCCACGCCUCGACGUGGCAAAAAGUCCGAUCAGGCUCACCCGCCCAUACACCCGACCAAAUACGCGGACAACCUUCAAGGGAACGAAAAAAGGGUUUACGAGUACAUCGUGAGGCACUUCUUGGCUUGCGUGCACAAGGACGCCCAGGGCUACGAAACGACCGUACACGCGGACAUUGCCGGUGAAAAGUUCACCGCCAAAGGCCUGGUGAUCUUAGAGAAAAACUAUCUGGACGUGUACGUUUACGAAAAGUGGAACGCCAAAGAGAUAAACCAUUACGAACGGGGGGACACUUUUGACCCAACUACUUUGGAAAUGGCAGAGAGCCGCACUUCGCCCCCAAAAUUACUAACCGAAGCAGACCUGAUAGCCCUGAUGGAGAAGCAUGGCAUAGGCACAGACGCCACCCACGCGGAACACAUCGAAACCAUAAAAUCCCGUCAAUACGUGGGCCUCCAAGACAUUUACUUCGUCCCAGGCAACCUGGGCAUGGGACUAGUCGAAGGUUACAACGAGAUCGGUCUGGAGGUCUCCCUGGCCAAGCCCACCCUGAGGGCGGAGUUCGAAAACGACCUGAAAAUGAUCUGCGACGGUCUAAAAGACCCGGAGGUCGUCAGGGCGGAGCAAAUACGAAAGUACAAAGAAGUCUUUAGGGUGGUGGCGGAAAAAAUGAGGCUGAUAGACAGCAGUUUGGCGAAUCGGCUGAACGACCAGCCCCAUCGGGUGCCCGAUCUCCCUGCGACCGCUGAGGGGGCGCUUUCGGAUUAUCGGCCUGCCUUUAAGUGCCCCAAAUGCGGCAACGAUAUGGUGCUCAAGUCGAGGAAGGACGGCACCGGGAUGUUCCUCACGUGCGUCGGGUAUCCGAACUGUAAAAACUCCGUGUGGUUCCCCUCGUUGGCGAGGAGCGUCGAGGUGACGGAGAACCACUGUCAGCAGUGCGGGCCUGACUAUAAACUCCUGAAAUUCACGUUCAGACCGAACCCGUUCCCCGGGGAACCCAAUCCGAACGAGUUGUGCGUGGGGGGUUGCGACGAGAACGUUAACGAGGUUUUAAAUAUUAAUUUGGCGAGUGUGAGGAGGGCGGUGGGUGAUAAUUCAGUGAGGCAGGACUUUAAUGGGGCUACCAGUACGUCCAGAAGGGUCCAGAGCCCUCCCCCUGGCACAGGGAACCAUUUGGGAAGCGUCAGGAGGGACUUUCCGAGCACCAGCAGGACCAGUUUUGGAAGCCCUAGCAACUUUGGGAAUGCCCACCCGAACUCCAACGAGGAAAUCGUGUGCGGCUGCAACCAGCCCGCUCUCCUCCUCACUGUGCGCAAAGAGGGUCCGAAUCAAGGAAGGCAAUUUUACAAAUGCGCCCAGUCCAGCUGCAACUUCUUCCUGUGGGACCCCAACGGGACUCUGGACCAAAAUAACGUGUCCAGAGCCCCGGGGGGCAGCACGGCGGGCCCCAGCGAGGUCCGGUGCAAGUGCGGGCAGCCUGCGCCCCUCCGCACCGUCACCAAAGAGAGUUCGAACAAGGGACGACAGUUUUAUUGUUGCCCGAACAUGACGAACGGUUGCAACUUUUUCCAGUGGGCGGACGAGGAACAGGGUGUGGCAGGGAAUAACGGGGAUGAUUUUGGGGGCGGGAACGGGGCGGCUAAUUGGAGUUUUGGGGGCAGGGGGCGCAGGCGGGACACUAGUAACCGAACGAGGCCGUAUAGUAAGACGGGCAGGGGCGGCGAGGGUGGGACCAGGGCGAAGAGGAAGUGCAGGAAUUGCGGCCAGGAGGGACACACCAGGAACCGCUGCCCCAACUAAUCAUUAAAAAUGGUGCCUUAUUAUAUUGUAUAUAAGACUUAAAGUGUAAAAAUGUUAAGUUUUGCGUUAAAAAAAUGAUAGUUUCUUUUUAAA